Messenger RNA from Theobroma umbraticum, 3694 nucleotides. Its product is annotated as putative disease resistance protein RGA1. NCBI's taxonomy places the organism in Eukaryota, Viridiplantae, Streptophyta, Magnoliopsida, Malvales, Malvaceae. The record is from RefSeq and is a predicted model, not a curated record. Gene Ontology annotation, molecular function: ADP binding.
GUUCCCCAUCGCCCUCAUGGUGGCGCCUAUACAUCCACAACCACCACCACCACCACCACCAUCAUUUGCAAUUAUCCUGAAUCAGAAUUCUUAUCGCAUUACUGCUGUUGGAAAAGUGUUUGACGAACAACUUUCAGGUGGGUCGGAAGAGAAGCAGCUUCAACCUCAUCCGCUUGUUCAGUCAACCAAUAAUUAACUGCUGUUUUCAUUAAUCAAUUUACAUUUGAGUAACAACAAAAACAAUGGCAAGAGCACUUCUUUCCAUGAUCCUGGAGCAGUUGGGUGGUUCGUUCAUUCCUCUAGAGAUAAAGCACCAUGUCGGACUGGCUGUCGGUCUUCAAGAAGAAAUCCAAAAACUCACCAGCAACUUUGAGGCCAUUCAAGCUGUGCUUGAAGAUGCGGAAAGAAAACAGGUGAAGGAGGCCAGUGUGAGACAUUGGUUAUGUAAGCUCAAAAAUGUUUCCUAUGAUGUGGAGGAUGUGUUGGAUGAGUGGAACACUGCAAAACUCAAAUCAAAACUUGAGAAAGAGGAGAGAGCAACUGAUCAUGCUCCUUUGCCAAGGAAGGUAUGCUACUCUUUCUCCUUCUCUUCCUCUCAAAUCAUACUACACCACAACAUCGCUCAGAAAGUCCAAGAAUUGAAUGAACAAUUAGACUUUAUUUCUGCUGAGAAAGAUAGGUACAAAUUGGAACUAGGGAGGGGAAUUCAUGAAGAAUCUGAACGACAAAUAACUCCCUCUUUCAUAGAUGUUACUGAUGUAUACGGCAGAGACCAAGAUAAGAAUGCUGUAUUAAACAUGUUGUUGGAAGAGAAUAGUGAAAAAGAAUCCACUCUCCAAAUCAUCAGUAUAGUAGGGAUGGGAGGAAUAGGGAAAACUACUCUUGCUCGACUAGCCUACAAUGACAAUGUUGUGGAUACUCAUUUCGAGAAAAAAAUUUGGGUGUGUGUCUCGGAUCCUUUUGAUGGCAUCAAGAUUGCCAAAGCGAUUCUUGAAUCUCUUGGAGAUGCUGUGCCAAACUUUGUUGAAUUACAGACUCUGCUACAACGUAUUAGGAAGUCACUUGUAGGAAAAAGAUUUCUUCUUGUUUUAGAUGAUGUGUGGAAUGAAGAUGACUGGAAGUGGAAACCCUUCAAAGAUUCUCUCAGUUGUGGUUCUGUGGGAAGCAAAAUCCUAAUGACCACGCGUAAGGAGAAUGUUGCAGUUGCUAUGGGUUGCACUACUUUGUUCCCACUAGGGAAGUUGGCCAAGGAAGAAUGUUGGCUGUUGUUUAGUCGGAUAGCCUUUUUUGGAAGGACUAGCAGAGAAUGCAAGAUUUUGGAAGAUUUUGGUAGGAAAAUAGUAGGCAAAUGCCAAGGUUUGCCACUUGCUGUGAAGACUCUUGGGGGCCUCAUGCGUUCCAAAAGAACUAUAGAACAAUGGCAAAGUGUUUUGAAUAGCGAAAUAUGGGAGUUGAAGGAGGCUGAAAGAGGUAUUUUCCCUCCCUUAUUGUUGAGUUAUUAUGAUUUGUCCUCAGCUUUAAAACAAUGCUUCUCAUAUUGUGCCAUAUUUCCUAAAGACUAUGUGAUAGAGAAAGAUAGGCUGAUCAAACUAUGGAUGGCGCAAGGUUUCCUUAAGGAGAAGCGAAUCAAAGAUAUGGAAAUCCUUGGUCAAGAGUAUUUUGAAGACUUAGCAAUGUGCUCUUUUUUUCAAGACUUUGAAAGAGAUGGCGAUGGUAACAUAAUUAAAUGCAAAAUGCAUGAUUUAGUACAUGACUUGGCCCAGUUUCUGACCAAGGGUGAGUGUUUCACGGUAGAGGUCCAUGGUGUUGAACAGCCUCAGGUAGAUACUUACAGUGAAAAAGGUCGUCAUUUAAUGUUGGCACUUGGAGAGAAGGUCAUAUUUCCUACCUACAUUUAUAAUGUUAAGAAAUUGCGUAGCCUCCUAGUUGAACCAAUCAAUUUUUAUGCUUCAAUAAUGAGUGAAUCCUUACCCAUGUUAUGUAAUCAGUUGACUUGUCUAAGGACAUUGGACUUGAGUACCAAGUAUCAUACUAUCUUUGGUAGCACAGUUACAGAAAUUCCAAAAGAGAUAGCAAAAUUGAUUCAUUUGAGAUACCUUAACAUGAGUAAUAAUGGUGAUUUAGAAGAAUUGCCAGAAGCAUUGUGUGAAUUGUUUAAUUUACAAACCUUAGACCUCAGUUUUUGCAAAAAGCUAAAAAAAUUGCCAAAUGGAAUGGGAAAACUAGUAAACUUGAGGCAUCUUAAGAAUUAUGGUACUUGGAGAGUAAGGUUCAUGCCAAAAGGAAUCGAGAAAUUAACGUCUCUUCGAACACUAAGGGAGUUUGCCUUGAGUGACGGUGGUACUAGUUGUGAAACAUCUUCGAUUGGGGAAUUGGGAAGCUUGACCCACCUUAGAGACUAUCUUGAGAUUAGAGGAUUGGGAAAUGUUAGAGAUGUGAAUGAGGCCAAGAAAGCAAAUCUUCGGAGCAAGGAAUGCCUGCUUAAUCUACUAUUAAAAUUUGAUAUGGAUGAGAACAAGUCAGGAGGGGGGUUACCAAAUGGUGAUGCACUCAUUCUUGAAGCCUUACAGCCACCUCCUUACUUGGAAUGUUUAGAGAUACAUAACUACAGAGGCUCGAGCAUAUUGCCAAAGUGGAUGUUGGCAUUGACCAACUUGAGGCAUCUUGCAGUCUGCUCAUGCAGAAACUGGGAGAGAUUGCCUCCCCUGGGGAAACUUCCAUCCCUUGAAUCACUUUGGAUUUAUGACAUAAGGAGAGUAAAGAAAGUGGGAGUUGAAUUUUUAGGAAUCGAAAGAGAUGAGGGACAAGGAUCUUCAUCCUCAACUGUUAUUCCCUUCCCGAAUCUGAAAAGACUUGAAAUUCAUGACAUGAAUGAGUUGGAAGAGUGGGAAUAUGCGGAGUUUCAUUUCCUAGGCAAAGGAAAAGAGCAAAUUAGUAUAAUGCCAUGUCUCAAUUUCUUAGUGAUUGAUAGAUGCCCGAGGUUAAAGGCACUGCCAUACCACCUUCAAAAUUCAAGCAUUGAGACAUUGGAGAUAAGAUGGUGUUCUACUCUGGAAAAAAGGUGCAAUAUCUAUCGCAUUCCUAACAUUCGAAUAAACUAUAUGGAGGUGAAAAGAGAUAAAGUUUGAACUCUUCUUUGGUCCGGAUGAUCACAAAUGCAAGCAGAAGCUCAUCAGGAAACCAGUUGCUUCUUCAGUUGGAAGAAUUCAACCAAACUGGCUGCUGAGACUAUUCUUCUAUGCAACUAUACUAACCAUCUAGUUGGCUGCUGAGUUGUAUAUAUAUAUAUAUAUAUAUAUAUAUAUAUAUAUAUAUUGGUUAGUUUUAGAUAUCAUAUCAUCUCUUGUAUCCUUAUUUUCUUAUUUUAUGUUGCUAAGUUGAAUCAACAAGGGUAUGGUUUCAAGUUGCAUGUUUAAAUCCCGAUAGAAAUAGAGGUAGGCUUGGUUUGCAAUCCCUCAAUUCGAUUUAGGGUUUUCAAGUAUCAUGAUGUAUCCUUUUGUUAUUUAUUUGUUUAUUGUUUUGGAAACAAGACCAGAAAGGACUCCCUAAUGAAUUGUUUGCUGUAAAGAUGUAUGCUUUAACAAUCGAAAUGCUGAAGAAGGUUGUUAAGACAAAAUCCAAGGCGUAAGCCAAUAGACCUGGUGUCAGAAGUACUCGAAUUUCUGGUGUAAGAUGUAAUGGUAUCUUCCUAGGU